AUGUCGAAGGAGGCGCGGGCCGGGCAGGAAGAGAUCAUGGAGUGCCAGGUGAUGUGGGAGCCCGACAGCAAGAAGGACACGCAGAUGGACCGCUUCCGUGCGGCCGUGGGCGCCGCCUGCGGCCUGGCGCUCGACAAUUACGACAGCCUGUACCACUGGUCGGUGGAGUCGUACGCGGACUUCUGGGCCGAGUUCUGGAAAUUCAGCGGGCUGGUCUUCUCGCGCAUGUACGACGAGGUCGUGGACACGUCGAAAGGCAUCGCAGAUGUCCCCGAGUGGUUCAGAGGCAGCCGUCUGAACUACGCGGAGAACCUCCUUCGGCACAAGGACAACGACCAUGUGGCCCUCUACGUCGCACGGGAAGGCAAGGAAGAAAUUGUGAAGGUGACUUUUGAAGAGCUGAGGCAGCGCGUGGCUUUGUUUGCCGCAGCCAUGAGGAAAACGGGUGUGAAGAAGGGUGACCGGGUAGUCGGUUACUUGCCCAACGGUGAGCACGCCGUGGAGGCCAUGCUGGCUGCGGCAAGUAUCGGCGCCAUCUGGAGUUCCACGUCCCCCGACUUCGGUGUGAACGGGGUCCUGGACAGGUUCUCGCAGAUCCAGCCGAAGCUCCUCUUCUCGGUGGAGGCCGUGGUCUACAAUGGCAAGGAGCACAGCCACCUGGAGAAGCUGCAGCAGGUGGUGAAAGGGCUGUCAGACCUGAAAACGGUGGUGGUCAUUCCCUACGUGUCCUCCAGGGAGAAGAUAGACAUCUCGAAGGUUCCGAACAGCGUGUUUCUGGACGAUUUUCUGGCGGCCAGGACCGGCGAGCAGGCCCCCCAGCUGGAGUUUGAGCAGCUGCCCUUCAGCCACCCGCUCUUCAUCAUGUUCUCGUCGGGCACGACCGGCGCACCCAAGUGCAUGGUGCACUCCGCCGGGGGCACCCUCAUCCAGCACCUGAAGGAGCACCUGCUUCACGGCAACACCGGCUGCAGCGACGUCCUCCUGUACUACACCACGGUCGGCUGGAUGAUGUGGAACUGGAUGGUGUCUGCCCUCGCCACAGGGGCGUCCUUGGUCUUGUACGACGGCUCCCCCCUGGUCCCCACACCCAACGUGCUCUGGGACCUGGUCGACAGGAUCGGCAUCACCAUCUUUGGAACCGGGGCCAAGUGGCUGUCGGUGCUGGAAGAGAAAAACCUGAAGCCAGUGGAGACCCACAGCCUGCAGACGCUGCACACCGUCCUGUCCACCGGCUCCCCGCUGAAGGCCCAGAGCUACGACUACGUGUACACGCAUGUCAAGAGCAGUGUCCUGCUAGGCUCCAUCUCAGGUGGCACUGACAUCAUCUCCUGCUUCAUGGGCCAGAACCCGACCAUCCCUGUGUACAGGGGGGAGAUCCAGGCGCGGAACCUGGCCAUGGCUGUGGAGGCCUGGAGCGAGGAAGGAAAGGCGGUGUGGGGAGAGAGCGGUGAGCUGGUGUGCACCAAGCCGCUGCCCUGCCAGCCCACGCACUUCUGGAACGAUGAGAACGGCAGCAAGUACCGCAAGGCCUACUUCUCCAAGUUCCCAGGCGUCUGGGCCCACGGCGACUACUGCAAGAUCAACCCCAAGACCGGAGGCAUCAUUAUGCUGGGCCGGAGCGACGGCACGCUCAACCCCAACGGAGUGCGCUUCGGCAGCUCGGAGAUCUACAACAUCGUGGAAGCCUUUGAGGAGGUGCUGGACAGCCUGUGUGUGCCCCAGUGCAACGUGGACGGGGAGGAGAGGGUGGUCCUCUUCCUGAAGAUGGCGUCCGGGCACACCUUCCAGCCCGGCUUGGUGACCAGGAUCCGCAAUGCCAUCCGUGUCGGCCUGUCUGCACGGCACGUCCCCAGCCGCAUCCUGGAGACCAAGGGCAUCCCGUACACGCUCAACGGCAAGAAGGUGGAAGUGGCCGUGAGGCAGAUCAUCGCUGGCAAAGCCGUGGAGCACCGCGGGGCGUUCUCCAACCCCGAGACCCUGGAUCUGUACCGUGACAUCCCUGAGCUGCAGGACUUCUGACCGCUGGCCUGCACACUCCAGCCCGUUGUUCGCAGAGAGCCGCGAGUCCGAGGAGCGACAACACCACAGCUGGGUGCGGGGAGUUUGCACCGAGAGCCACGGGGCGUGGGAAAGGGUCGUCAUGUUACACGGCUCAGUCUGGGGACGCCCGGGUCUCCCUCACACUGGAACGGGGUCCUGAGCUGCAGGAGCGGGAGGGAGUGUCGCGGUUGUCCCCGUGCACACCCUCCUGUGCACGUACAGUGGGAGGGGCACAGGUGUGGGGCAGCAGCCGCGCCAUCCUGCCUCAGUGCCCCUGCCCGGUGCUCCGUUUGGCUCUGCAGGGCGCGAAGCUGCUCCUCCCCUCCCCAUCUGUCUCCCGCUCCCCUGCCCUCCCUCAGGCUAGCCAUCCACUGCUGAGCUUUCGCUGUGGCAAGGGACCCCACUGAGACCUGGCCCAGCUUCUCUCCGACUCGGGCCCCUGCGGCCGACCGCUCACGCCUGUGCCACCGACCGUGCGGUUCCUGUGGAGCCGUGUCACACUCCGGCCGGGCAGCGCCUCCCGCAGCGGAGCGUCCUGCAGGACGUGCGUCCGUCCGUCUAACCGGGUCUCUAGCACGCGGGUUUUGCAAUAUUUGGAAUGUUAAUGAAGUGUCUGGUGUGGGGUGUCUGGAGUGCCGAACGUCCACCUGCCUUCCUCUCGGGCCCCCAGCCUGCCCCAGGCCACACGCCCACGGAGUGCGGCCACCACUGGUCCUGGGGACAGCCGCUCGGGCUCACUGCACUUUCUACCUGAGAACUCUGAAUAUCUGUACAGAAGGGUGUGACCGGCCCCCGGGGACUGGUCGGGGUUUCGGCAGCCAGACAGCUCGAGUGCUUUUCGGUAUGCGUAUUAACCUGUAUCGGUAAUCUUGAUGUUCAUUUUUUGUACUUUUUUAAACUGAGCACAAUGAAAUACUUGAUCGAAUCCUUUUACUCCUGGAUUAUAAAAAUAUGGGGAAAGUGCCAUGAGGGACCUCGUGCAGUAAAUGCGUGUGUGUGCACACCUA
Tupaia belangeri chinensis (Chinese tree shrew) is the source of this 3047-nucleotide messenger RNA. It is a transcript of the gene AACS, whose product is annotated as acetoacetyl-CoA synthetase. The transcript has 18 exons. Gene Ontology annotation, biological process: lipid metabolic process; positive regulation of insulin secretion. Gene Ontology annotation, molecular function: acetoacetate-CoA ligase activity. Lineage: Eukaryota; Metazoa; Chordata; Mammalia; Scandentia; Tupaiidae. The record is from RefSeq and is a predicted model, not a curated record. The coding region runs from base 1 to 2019 and encodes 672 amino acids.